AUGACCGCAGAUAAGCAUGGUUUUCAAUUAACCCAACUCACAUGUGAGAAGCUCGAUCGUGUGAAGCGUGAUGCACGAUACAAAAAGCUUGAAGACAAGGACGUAGCCUACUUUAAAAGCGUUUUACCCGAAAAGUGCGUUUUAGAGCGUGAUGCUAUUACACAUGAACAGCAUACAAAAUACACCUGUGAUUGGUACAACAUGUUUCGAGCCAACACGUCCCUUAUCUUGCUCCCUGAGACCACUGAUCAAGUCUCCAAGAUUCUCAAGUAUUGCAAUGACGAAUGCAUUGCUGUGGUGCCGCAAGGUGGCAAUACUGGUGCAUCAGGAGGAUCGAUCCCCGUCUUUGAUGAAAUCAUUGUGAGUACCGAGAACAUGAAAACCAUCCGCAAGUUUGAUGAGCUACGAGGUGAUUUGGUGUGCGACGCUGGAUGCGUGUUACAAGAUCUUGACGCAUUCCUCGGACGUGCUGGGUUUCAGAUACCUUUGGAUUUACCAGCAAGACAUGCUUGUCAAAUUGGUGGCAACAUUUCUACGAAUGCCGGAGGCAUCCGACAAAUGCGUUUUGGAAACCUCCAUGGUAGCGUUAUGGGCCUUGAAGUGGUUUUGCCGGAUGGGUCCAUUAUUGAUAAUUUGAGCACCAUGCGAAAGGAUAAUACCGGAUACCAUUUGAAGAAUCUUUUUAUUGGAUCAGAAGGCACAUUGGGUAUCGUCACCGGGGUGAGCAUUGCUACUGCUCAAAUCCGUGAGGCGGUGAAUGUUUUCAUUAUUGCCCUUCGUUCAUUCGAAGAUGUUGUCAAAGCGUAUACCUUGGCACGUCGUGAAUUGCCUGAAACUAUUAGCGCAUUUGAAGUACUUGACAAAUCCACUGUUGAGGUGGUAAAAGAAAAAGACUUUCAAGUACCCAAAGGAUCGGCUUUCCCUAUCAGUGAUGAGCAUCCAUUUUUCGUCGUCAUGGAAACGGCAGGCAAGGAUCGUGAAAUUGAGGACCUGAGGGCCGACAGGUUCUUGAAAAACAUGCUUGCUCAGGAUGUUAUUUUGGAAGGCGCAGUUGCCAGGACACCGGAUGAGAUUGAGAGUUUUUGGUCAUGGCGAUCAAAUACACCAAAGGCCAUUGUGCAAUGUGGACCAAGUUCUAUUCAUUUUGACAUAUCACUUGAGAUGCCAUUGUUAUAUGAUUUGGUGACAGCAACACGCGAAUGGGCUACCAAGGAAGGUCUCAUAGGAACGGACAUCUACGCCGUAUAUGGAUAUGGUCAUGUUGGUGAUGGCAACAUGCAUUUGACAAUCCCUGCAUUGAGAGAUGAUGAAGCAGUGCGAGAGAAGAUUGAUGAUUUUGUGUAUGAGUGGACUUCUAAGCAUUAUGGUAGCUGCAGUGCAGAACAUGGAUUGGGGUUGAUGAAGGCUCCGUAUCUUGCAUUUACCAAAUCUGAAAACAUCAUUAACCGCAUGAGGGAUAUCAAGAAGCUCUUCGAUCCAAAUGGCAUCAUGAAUCCUUACAAGGUAUUCCCUACAAAGGAACAACAAGCCCAUGGUGAAAGUAUACGUCGUCUUGCACAACCUGGUUGUUAG
Molecule: messenger RNA, 1572 nt
Organism: Lichtheimia ornata
Lineage: Eukaryota; Fungi; Mucoromycota; Mucoromycetes; Mucorales; Lichtheimiaceae
Exons: 10
Coding region: 1-1572 (523 amino acids)
Biological process (GO): intein-mediated protein splicing
Cellular component (GO): mitochondrion
Molecular function (GO): catalytic activity; FAD binding
Source: RefSeq, a predicted model, not a curated record